Mizuhopecten yessoensis (Yesso scallop) is the source of this 2912-nucleotide messenger RNA. RefSeq lists its product as uncharacterized. Gene Ontology annotation, molecular function: metal ion binding; ubiquitin-protein transferase activity. NCBI's taxonomy places the organism in Eukaryota, Metazoa, Mollusca, Bivalvia, Pectinida, Pectinidae. The transcript has 2 exons. Gene Ontology annotation, cellular component: chromatin; nucleoplasm. The record is from RefSeq and is a predicted model, not a curated record. Gene Ontology annotation, biological process: positive regulation of DNA-templated transcription. The coding region runs from base 156 to 2132 and encodes 658 amino acids.
UCUCCCAUUGGAUAUCUAUAUUUUGCUUAAUAUACUUCCUUGUUUGGAGACGGAUUCAAGGUGUAAACCACUGUCUGGAUACUAGGAGACGAGUUUGUGUUUUCCUGUUAGACAAGAGUUCCCUGGGUCUGUGUUGUCUCGUUUUUACCCUUACAAUGGCUGAAGGCGGUCUCCCUCCGGAACAGGAUUUACACCUACUUGAAUGUCCAAUCUGCCUGGAGCGAUUCCAACAACCCAAGUCCUUACCCUGUCUUCAUUCUUUCUGUCAGGAUUGUCUCGGGACCUAUAUCACCAAGGAAGUGUCCGGGAAAAUAGCGUCGAAAACAUCCUUCCCUUGUCCGGUCUGUAGGAGAAGGACGUACCCUAUUAACCAAGCAGAAACCAAGAAGAAAUGGGUAGAACAGUUUCCGACUAAUAAUAUGAUCCAGGACCUUAUCCAGCUCAGAGAACGUUCAUCUGAACCAUUGUACUGCAAACCCUGCCAGACAGAAGGUAACCUGUUCAACCCAGCACAAUUCUGGUGUAAAUCGAUGAACGAGAAUUUUUGCGAGGCCUGUAAGGUUAAACUACAUGAUAUCAUACAUACUGACUGUGGUAUAGUUGAUAUCACCAUAAACGAUAACACCAGAUUGAAACCUAAAAUAUCUGCCCUUCGAUGUGACCGACACGACAAGAAAAUAGUUUGGCAUUGUGAGGACCACCAAAUUCUGGGCUGUAACGUUUGCGUUUUCAAAGACCACAGGCGGUGUGAGAAGAUUUUAACAGUGACAAACUAUUUACUGGAGUUAAAAAAGGAAGCAAAACUAGAAGAAAUGCGGGCGGCUCUGAAAAGGGGGGCAGAGGUAAUGAACUCAUUAGUAAAGGACUUUGACGAACAACUCCAGACCAUGGUACAGAGCCAGGAAAUCGCACUGCAGAGUAUCGCAGAUCUGCGUGAAAAGAUCGACAAACGGUUAAACAAGCUUCAGGAGGGCAUCACCGACGGGUUGAUCAUGCUGUUCAAAGAUGAGAAAAGGAAUCAAGAGGCAUCAUUACGGCAGUGCGAACGCCUGAUGAAUGGUAUGCUAAAUACACUGAAGUUGUCCAUUAAAGCCGCAGAGGAAAACGACAACAUUGAGACGAUAGUGCUGUAUCAGAGAGCGCAAGCGGAAGUGGACUCGUGUAAAACCCUUGUCGCGGAGAUGGGCAAGUCCUUCACAUCCGCCAGCAUUGAGCAUCAUAUUGUCCCUGGACAUGAUAUCAUUAGCGACUACGCUAUGGGAAAGAUAGUCGUCCGCAAAGAACCAAGAUGCAUCCCUUGUCACCAUUGUGAUUUUGCGCCCCCCAUGUCAGAACGUCGUGUGAAAGAAAUCGGAAGGUUCAAUAUCGAGUCCCCGUCAGAUGAAAAUGCAUGCCAUGUUCUUGGUGUUGUGUACCUGCCAGGUUCCCAGAUAGUAGUAAGUGAUUGCUUCAACAAAAAACUGAAGUUGUUCACAGACAAAGGACAGUACCUGGACGAGUUGACCGUUCCAAUAAGGCCCGGUGAUAUGUGUUUGGUGAACAACACCACGGUGGCGGUCGCCGACAAGAGUUCUAGUCGUGUAAACGUCGUGAAUGUCGAGGCAUCAAAAUUGUCCCUGGUAUCUGAGAUCAACAUUACUAAUGGUAAAUACUAUGACAGUAUAACACAUAUGGAUGGAAGCUUUGUCGUGAGCUCACUUGGAGAAGUAUACAGUGUGACACAAGGCGGAUCAUCUGAGUUUUUAUAUAACUAUAACAACUAUUGCUGGUCCCUGGCACAUGAUCCAAUAAAGGGAGACAUACUUGUAAGUGUCGAUAAUGACAAGACGGGAGACGUCGCGGUGUCUAGACUGUCGGCUGGCAAACGUCACACGGAUGUGAUGAAGGUUGGUGUUGUGAGGCGUGCUUUGGGAAUAGACGUGGACAGGGAGGGUAACAUCUACGUUUGUGGUGAGAAAUCUGACAACGUCGUACAGAUAUCUGGGGACGGGAAACACGUCAGGGAACUUCUGACGUUAUCAGAUGGAAUUAAAUCUCCAUGGGCAAUAGCUGUUCGUGGUGACUCAUUUGUGGUCAUUGAUAAGACUAGUACAAGUGCACGGAAUAACAUCCGUGUCUUUCAACUGUACUGAAGUAUACAAAUGGAAACAAGUGUGUGGUGAACUUGAGAUAAAUGUUGAUCGGAACAAAUGAAUAAACACCAUGUAAAGAUUUAUAUAAAGUUUGAGCCAAAACAUAACAGGUAUCUGUUUCUCAAAGUUUUCAAUAUAUGUAUUGAAUAAAAAAUGUUCAAAUUCUUUGUUUUCAUACUGUAACAAAGUUAUACCCCGUUUUUAUUUCCUAGCUGACGUUAGCUUCCAGCCCAUCAAAAUUGUUUCACAAUCCAUGUGUAAUUUACUGGGGUUCAUCGAGUCCUCCCAGCCACACAGUUGAGAUAGUAUAGGAGCCAUUAACCCUAGACUGACCACUGUCUGUUAAAAAUAGGGAUCUCUACGUCAUGAGUAGGGGGGACAGAGUAGCCACUCAAUAGUGAAACACCCCCUCCUUCCAUCCGGGACCCUGGCCGAUGGAGCCCAAGUUGAUUGGUCAAUUAGUCAAUAGGUGUUAAUGAGGGUCGUAUAAAAAGAGGUGCGCGGCUCCCUAGGGCUUGUUGAGAUAAGGAAUUUCACACGAUACAGAUUGGAUUAUACACAUCAUUACCUAUUAUAGAUACCGGCUUGUUAAACGAAGAUGACUCAAGCAGGGCUAUCAGGCAGUUGGGGAAAUACAUAAUAUGUCUUACCAUUUGUUUAGAUAAGUGCUUAUUACUGUAAUAUUACCUUAUAGAAGUGUUUCAUAGUUUGGGGGGAUUUUCCUACCUUGAAGAUUUAUAUCUUACUUCACUCUUGUUAUCUUGGGUCUUAUAUCUAACU